UUCUCAGCAGAAGGAUACAUUUUAGAAAUUUUAUCGAGAAAUGGGCGAUCACAGUCACAGCGCCGCCGCGAAGCUGCCGAUACCAGGGAAGCGGAACAUCCUCAUCACAAGCGCCUUGCCUUAUGUAAACAACGUCCCCCACCUCGGCAACAUCAUCGGAAGUGUUCUGAGCGCCGAUGUCUUUGCGCGGUACUGCCGGAUGAGGGGCUAUAACGUGGUCUAUGUUUGUGGCACGGAUGAAUACGGCACUGCAACAGAGACUAAAGCAAUGGAGGAGGGCUCUUCUCCCAAGGAGAUCUGUGACAAAUACCAUGCCAUUCAUAAAGAUGUAUACAAGUGGUUCGGUAUAAGCUUUGAUGAGUUUGGCCGCACCUCAAGUCCUCAGCAGACAGAAGUCUGUCAAGAUAUUUUCAAGAAACUGUUGAAGAAUAACUGGCUUUCUGAAAACAUAAUGCAACAGCUCUACUGUGAAACAUGUAAAAGAUUCUUGGCAGAUCGGCUUGUGGAGGGUUGUUGUCCGACACCAGGCUGUAACUAUGAUUCUGCCCGUGGAGACCAGUGUGAAAAAUGCGGGAAGCUUUUAAAUCCUACAGAACUACUAGAGCCAAAGUGCAAGGUUUGCCGCAGCACUCCACACAUUCGUGAUACAAACCACAUGUUUCUCGAGCUUCCUUUACUGAAGGACAAAUUAGAAGAAUAUAUAAACAGCAUGUCAGUGAUGGGAGGGUGGAGUCAAAAUGCUAUUCAAGCAACGCAUGCUUGGCUCAGGGAAGGGUUGAAACCACGAUGUAUAACAAGAGAUUUGAAAUGGGGAGUUCCUGUCCCACAUGAGAGAUUUAUGGAUAAGGUAUUCUAUGUAUGGUUUGAUGCUCCAAUUGGAUACGUCUCGAUCACUUCAUGCUACACACCAGAAUGGGAGAGGUGGUGGAAGAAUCCUGAAGAUGUUGAGCUUUACCAAUUCAUGGGCAAAGAUAAUGUUCCCUUUCACACAGUGAUGUUUCCUUCCACUCUUAUUGGAACAGGUGAAAACUGGACAUUAAUGAAAACCAUAAGUGUUACAGAGUAUUUGAACUAUGAAACUGGAAAAUUCUCGAAGAGCAAGGGUAUCGGUGUGUUUGGAGACAAUGCAAAAGACACAAAUAUCCCUGUAGAGGUGUGGAGAUACUAUCUGCUGACAAAUAGGCCAGAGGUAUCGGAUACACUAUUCACAUGGGCUGAUUUGCAAGCAAAGCUUAACAGCGAGUUGCUGAAUAAUCUUGGAAAUUUUGUCAACCGAGUCCUGAGUUUCAUUGCAAAAGCCCCAGGUUCAGGAUAUGGUUCGAUCAUCCCCGAUGCUCCAAAUGCAGAUACUCAUCCACUGACCAAAGCAUUGGGAGAGAAGAUCGGUAGUUUUGUGGAACAGUACAUAGAUGCAAUGGAGAAGGUGAAACUAAAGCAAGGCUUGAAGAUUGCUAUGACCAUAUCUGGUGUAGGAAAUGCUUAUCUUCAAGAAAGCCAAUUCUGGAAGCUCUACAGGGAGGAUCGACCUUCUUGUUCCGUGGUCAUGAAAACUUCACUCGGAUUAGUGUAUCUUCUCGCUUGCCUCUUGGAACCUUUUAUGCCGUCCUUCUCCCUUGAGGUGCUUAAGCAGCUCGAUUUGCCACUUGAAACGCAAUUUUCACUCUCUGAUGAAAACAGUGACGUUGAAAGGGCUAGAACGCCGUGGGUGAUCCUACCUGCCGGUCAUAAAAUUGGUACCCCGACGCCAUUGUUUAGAGAAAUGAGAGAUGAUGAAGUGGAGCUAUUCAGACAGAGGUUUGCUGGAAGUCAAGCAGAUAGGCUUGCUAGGGCUGAAGGAGAAACCAAAAAAAUAUCUCAAAAACUCAAUGAGACUAAGAUUUGAAGUAUGCUGUCAUAUUUGUUUUACGAACAAGUAAAGUUGGUCACUCUGUGUGUUAAAAUAGUGGAUUAUUUGUUUUUGUCAUAUGGUAAAAUCACGUACUAUUAUAUUAACAUGGUAAAACAAAAUGUUCCUCA
Messenger RNA from Salvia hispanica, 2016 nucleotides. Its product is annotated as putative methionine--tRNA ligase. Gene Ontology annotation, biological process: methionyl-tRNA aminoacylation. Lineage: Eukaryota; Viridiplantae; Streptophyta; Magnoliopsida; Lamiales; Lamiaceae. Gene Ontology annotation, cellular component: cytosol; aminoacyl-tRNA synthetase multienzyme complex. Gene Ontology annotation, molecular function: methionine-tRNA ligase activity; ATP binding. The record is from RefSeq and is a predicted model, not a curated record.